AUGAUCAAAGUCAAUGCAAAAUUAUUUAGACAGACGAACACUAAAAGUAAGUUUAGUAGUAAAGUAAAAACUAAUCACGAGCGACUUUUCCAUGAAACGAAAUACUUAUCCAGCUACUUAAGCAGCAAAUAUUUAGCAGUUGUUUCGAGUGAAUUUUACGACUUUGCUCAACUAAAAGUUCAAAGUUUUGUCAUAAAAUUAUUCCCGUCUCAUAAAUUUGUAUGA
This is a messenger RNA of Clunio marinus, 225 nucleotides long. The record is from the annotation of a GenBank genome assembly. NCBI's taxonomy places the organism in Eukaryota, Metazoa, Arthropoda, Insecta, Diptera, Chironomidae.